This is a messenger RNA of Mycena citricolor, 1107 nucleotides long. The record is from the annotation of a GenBank genome assembly. NCBI's taxonomy places the organism in Eukaryota, Fungi, Basidiomycota, Agaricomycetes, Agaricales, Mycenaceae.
CUUGACAAGCAAGGCAACCGUCGUGCACGAUGCCAGCACCGAAUCCGAGCCGCAAGUCCGUCGUGAAACCGACGCACGGUCCCAGGCCCAAAACCAAACCACCCUCCUCUGUCGAUGAUCAGCUGAAGCGCCUCUUCAAAACGCUCGUCGCGCAGAUCGACGGGGGACACCACACAAACGCUAUCAAGACUUGCGACAAGAUUCUCAAGUUGUCUCCCGGCGAUGCAGACGCGCUCCAGACGAAACUCUUCUUGCUCUUGACCACUGAUCAGGCGGGUGCUGCGCUGACGCUCAUCGAAUCUUUGCAAGGCGAGAACGGGAAUGACUCGCGGUACAACUUGGAGCGCGCGUAUGCUCUGUACUGCUCCCACAAGAGGGAUGAUGCUCGGGAGACGCUGGCAAAGGGCACAGGUGAUGUCGAUGCGAGGGGGGCACAGCACCUAGAGGCCCAACUCAGUUAUCGGGAUGGCGCCUAUCAACAAGCGUUGGAUGUCUAUAACGGAUUGCUUGACUCUGCUCCUACAGCUGAGGAGCAGUCCGACAUCAUGACCAAUAUCGAGGCUGUCGAAGCUCAUCUCACAUUCAUCAACACCACCUUCCUCCAGACCAUCCACUCACUCCCCGCCUCCAUCCAACACGGGCUGGAAGACGCCCCGCCACCACUUGCCGCUCCUGUGCACUCAAUUGUCCCAGCUGUUGCCCCGGCCAAUCUACCUGCGCCGCCCAAAGCCAAGAAAGUGCGGCUGCCGAAGGGCGUUGUGCCUGGCGUCACGCCUCCACCAGACCCGGAGCGGUGGCUGAAGAAGAGUGAGCGCACGAGCUUCGCGCAGCGCAGGAGGAAAGGCGGUGGAGGUGCCACGCAAGGAAGCGCCGCGGAUGUUCCAGUCGUCGCCGAGAGCAAAGCUGGCGGAGCGGCCAAGAACAAGGGAAAGAAACGCAAGUAGUGGGUACGAGCUGUGUACAAGCAUUUUAUCACCGACCAGACGCGCUGCGGGAGACGCGUAAAGUAUGCAUGCUGAACCGCCCUCACGUUUCUUGCAAGUCGGAUCAGUACCGUAAGAUAUAUCAUAUAUCGGUGGACUGCAGGACAAGUACGUCCGAUCGAAC